UUGUGUGGUUGACUGCAGAGCCAACUAGCUAGGUAGUAGCAACGGCUAGCCUCAAACAUUUAGACGACACAGAGGUAGCUAGCAGGUUAGCCGUGCAGCUAAUCAUGGUGAAUGUAAAGAAGCGGAAAGGUCGGGUCGUGAUUGACUCUGACUCAGAAGACAGUGCUAGCGACGACAAUUUAGAUCAGGAGCUGUUGUCCUUGGCAAAGAGAAAAAGGGUUGAUUCAGGUGAGCAGGAAGAGCCAGUUAGCAAACCUGCGGCUUCUACAGACUCCGAGACAUCUGACAGUGAUGAUGAGUGGACUGUGGGUGGCACCAAAGGCAAAAAGAAGGUUAAACAAGGGAAAGGGUCUGAGAAGAAGAAUGCUACGAAGAAGAAGGUUAAUAAAGCAACGGCAUCUGGCAGCUCUGAUGGAGACAGCUCAGCUGAGAGCUCUGCACCUGAGGAGGGCGAGGUGUCCGAUUCAGAGAGCAACAGUUCCUCCUCCAGCUCAGACUCGGACUCCUCUGAGGACGAGGUGUUCAGGGAUGGUUAUGACGACGACCUGAUGGGAGACGCGGAGGACAGAGCUCGUCUGGAGCAGAUGACGGAGAAGGAGAGAGAGCAAGAGCUGUUCAACAGAAUUGAGAAAAGAGAGGUGCUAAAGAGAAGGUUUGAAAUUAAGAAGAAGCUGAAGACGGCAAAGAAGAAAGAGAAAGAAGAGAAGAAAAAGAAGCAGGAGGAAGAACAAGAAAAAAGGAAGCAAUCUCAGGUUCAAGACACACAAGUGGUCAUGUCACACAACAAGGAGAGACGAUCCAAACGUGACGAAAAACUUGACAAAAAGUCCCAGGCCAUGGAAGAACUGAAGGCUGAACGUGAGAAGAAGAAAAACAAAACGGCGGAACUGCUGGCCAAACGUCAGCCCCUGAAGACCAGCGAGGUUUAUUCUGAUGAUGAGGAGGAAGAGGAGGAAGACGAUGACAAGUCGUCAGUCAAAAGUGAUCGGAGUUCGCGUUCAUCGUCUUAUGAUGAUGAUGAAAAAGAGGAGACUCCACCGAAGUCGCAGCCUGUUUCGUUACCAGAUGAGCUCAACCGGAUCCGCCUGUCCAGAAACAAGCUGGAGCGUUGGUGCCACAUGCCCUUCUUUGCUAAGACUGUGACCGGCUGCUUUGUGAGGAUAGGGAUCGGGAACAGCAGCAGUAAACCAGUUUAUAGGGUUGCUGAAAUUGUGGAUGUGGUGGAGACAGCGAAAGUUUACCAACUUGGAUCAACGCGAACAAACAAGGGAUUACAAUUAAGGCAUGGCGGUGACACGCGGGUUUUCAGGCUCGAGUUUGUCUCAAAUCAGGAGUUUACAGAAAGCGAGUUCAUGAAGUGGAAGGAGGCAAUGAUGGUUGCCGGGAUGCAAGUCCCAACUCUGGAUGAGAUCACCAAAAAGGAGCAGUCCAUCAAAGAAGCUCUGAACUACAAGUUCAAUGACAAAGACAUAGAGGAUAUUGUGAAAGAGAAGGACAGAUUCCGAAAAGCACCACCGAAUUAUGCCAUGAAGAAAACGCAGUUACUCAAAGAUAAGGCCAUGGCAGAAGAGAGCGGCGACGGUGAGAAAGUGAAAGUGAUCCAGGACGAGCUGAACGAGCUCGAGGAAAGGGCAGAAGCACUUGACAGACAGAGGACCAAGAACAUCUCUGCCAUCAGCUACAUUAAUCAGAGGAACAGAAGCUGGAAUAUCGUUGAAUCUGAGAAAGCUCUCGUGGCUGAAGGACAAAAUGCCAAAAACCAACAAAUGGACCCUUUCACACGAAGACAGUGCAAACCCACCAUGGUGUCAAAUGCCAGAGACCCGUCAGUCCAUGCAGCUAUUCUUGCUCAUCUCAACCAGAAGUACGGCUCUGGGUCAACACCAGAUCCUUCCAGUGCAGAGAAGAACAAACUAGGACAAGCAAACCCGAAAGACAAAGAUGUCCCCAAGCCAACCACUGACCUCUCAGAGGACUUGUUUAAAGUUCAUGAUUUUGAUGUUAAGAUUGACCUACAGGUUCCCAAUGCAGAAGCAAAGUCUCUGUCCGUGAGCUCCAACGCGCUGCCGGUGAAGGACGGCGCUCCCCGCAGGUCACUCAACCUGGAGGACUACAAGAAGAGGAGGGGGCUGAUCUGAUGUGGCCAGCCCAUUAUUCAGAAACCACACUGCAUGUGUAAUUGGCUGUGCAAGAGAGAGUAUGUGUGUGUGGUUGAGAGAGAGAGUGAGAAUGACUGUGUGUGUGAAUGACUCACGGAGGAGGAUGUGUGUUUGAAUGUUGAUACAACAGACUGUCUAUCCAAACACAGAGGAAAUACUGAUUGUGCAAAGACAACAUUUUUCUCAAUGGAUCUCUCUCAGAAGAAUCUUGUUUUGUUAUUUUCGCAUUAUCUCACACAAACUCGUAUAUUGAGUUGUGUUUUUAUGUAUUUAACUACUCUCCCCCUCUUUUGGAUAUUCUGGAGUCGGUCCCUUUUUCUCUCUCUCCCUGUCUCUACCUGUCUCUCUCUCUCUCUCUCUCUCUCUCUCUCUCUCUCUCAAAAGGACACGGCGUUUGGGGAUUAUUACUUUAAACAAGGAGGACACUAUUUUAGAGGACUUAGAUUGGACAACUAAUGGAGUUGACCAGCAAUGAAUUACUGUUGUAAAUGUCCCCCCCUCCCAACAGAGUGUGUGAUCAUCUGCCCUUGCAGUCCAUCCUAAAUUUGAACAGCCUCGUGUAUUUUUUUUUUUUUGCAGAGUGUAGAUGAUCACCAUCUCUGACUGGAUAGUGACGCCGGCCCUCCAUGACCAAUGUGAAAAGUUCAGUACAUGUCAACUGGACAUUUAUCACUUUUUAAGUCUUUGGAACAACCCAAUUUAAGAGGAACCCUUUUCUAUGGCUGGUCUGGUUAUACAAGUGUUGCUUCAUUUCUGUUAUCUAUUGGUUGGUUGUUCAUGGGAUGAUUCCCUUGCCCUUAAUUACUCCCAGAGCAGAUUCUACGUGUUAUCGAUUGUGUCCAUAGUCAGUUCCUGUAUUGAUGUGGCAUGCCAUGUAAAUAUGCAUUUUGGAGUGAGUGCGGAAAAAAUAAAGAGGCACUGUUUCAUAA
Messenger RNA from Xiphias gladius (swordfish), 3088 nucleotides. It is a transcript of the gene rtf1, whose product is annotated as RTF1 homolog, Paf1/RNA polymerase II complex component. The transcript has 18 exons. Bases 105 to 2138 code for a protein of 677 amino acids. The record is from RefSeq and is a predicted model, not a curated record. NCBI's taxonomy places the organism in Eukaryota, Metazoa, Chordata, Actinopteri, Istiophoriformes, Xiphiidae. Gene Ontology annotation, cellular component: Cdc73/Paf1 complex. Gene Ontology annotation, molecular function: RNA polymerase II C-terminal domain phosphoserine binding; DNA binding.